CAGUUGACAUAAGAGACAAUAAAAGUUGCGGUCUCAUCUGGGUUAAAUCCCACCAAAUCCCCUCGCUUGAAGCCAGAGACUGCAAACCUGCCUAUUUCUUUAAGGCGUGCCUGCCUUUAAGCUCAGAAUUUUCAUAGACCCCUCUUCAAAAUCAAACACUCCAAGAAAUAAUAAUAAUAAUAAAAAUAUGGAUCUCCUCGCCGAUGUUUCAAACCAACAAAAUUCCGAACCCGGAAGUCAAAUAUCUCAUUUGGCUCUCGACAUUGGAGGUUCUUUAAUCAAAUUGGUAUAUUUCUCGAGAAAUAACCAUAGUCGUAGAGACGAUGAUCAGCAAAAGUCUCGAAAUGAGAGUCUUGGUGUUUCGCAAAGUGAUACCAGUCAACCUGUUCUUGAAGGAAGACUUCAUUUUGCAAAGUUUGAAACUAGCAAGAUAAAUGAUUGCUUGGAGUUCAUUCGUUCCAAAAAACUUCUUCUCGGCGGUUUCCAUGAUCACACUGCUCCUUCCAGUGACAAAAUCUUUAUUAAGGCAACAGGAGGCGGUGCUUACAAGUUUGCCGACCUUUUCAAAGAAAAGCUUGAAAUUAGUCUUGACAAGGAAGAUGAGAUGGACUGCCUUGUGACUGGUGCAAAUUUUUUGCUUAAGGCAGUCCACCAAGAAGCUUUUACAUACUUGGAUGGUCAGAAGGAAUUUGUUCAGAUUGAUCAUAAUGAUUUGUAUCCUUAUCUUCUUGUUAACAUCGGAUCUGGUGUUAGCAUGAUAAAGGUGGAUGGAGAUGGUAAGUUUGAGCGAGUUAGUGGAACUAACCUUGGAGGUGGCACCUUUUGGGGUUUGGGAAGGCUUUUGACAAAGUGCAAGAAUUUUGAUGAGUUGCUGGAGCUAAGUCAUCAGGGAAAUAAUAGAGUUAUAGAUAUGCUUGUUGGUGAUAUCUAUGGUGGAACAGAUUAUGCAAAGGUUGGUCUCUCUGCUACAACUAUUGCUUCCAGUUUUGGCAAGGCCAUUUCUGAUAAUAAAGAGCUGGAAGAAUACAAACCUGAAGACAUCUCCCGCUCCCUUUUACGAAUGAUUUCAAAUAAUAUUGGUCAGAUCUCUUACUUGAAUGCACUUCGAUUUGGGCUUAAGCGGAUAUUUUUUGCCGGAUUUUUCAUCCGGGGUCAUGCCUAUACCAUGGACACCAUUUCAGUUGCUGUUCAUUUCUGGUCCAAAGGUGAGGCUAAAGCAAUGUUUUUGCGGCAUGAAGGUUUUCUUGGGGCCCUGGGUGCAUUCAUGAGCUAUGAGAAGCAAAGUCUUGAUGGCUUAAUGGUCCAUAAAAUAGUGCAAAGGUUCCCUAUCAGCGUAUCCUCUGCUGGGGAUAAGAUUUAUUGCUCACUAAACAGUGACUCGAAUCAGAAUGAUGAUAGUAUUGAGUGUAGUGUAUACGGAACUUAGCAUUAGAUACAGCAUAGAGGACCAACUGAUUAUUGUGGAAGACUAUAGGCACCCAUGCAAGUCAAAAAAUUUAAACUUGCAGAACCUUUGUAACAUAGUUGAUACCAUUGCAGGGCAAAUAAUUUAUAUGGAAAGCGAUAUGGAGAACAAUAAAGAGAGUUACAUAAUUCACAAUUAGACAAGAUCGUGUUACACCUCCCCGUAGAAUACAUGUACAAUAUACGUAACCUUUUUGUCUAAUAAAAUCAUUUAGUUUCUUCUGAAUUUGGAUUUACUUUU
Messenger RNA from Theobroma cacao (cacao), 1705 nucleotides. It is a transcript of the gene PANK1, whose product is annotated as pantothenate kinase 1. Gene Ontology annotation, biological process: coenzyme A biosynthetic process. Gene Ontology annotation, cellular component: cytosol; nucleus. The record is from RefSeq and is a predicted model, not a curated record. NCBI's taxonomy places the organism in Eukaryota, Viridiplantae, Streptophyta, Magnoliopsida, Malvales, Malvaceae. Gene Ontology annotation, molecular function: ATP binding; pantothenate kinase activity.